AUGGCCUCCGACAUCGAGAUGGAUGGCCCCAGGCCGUCGAGGACGCCUGACUUCCCCUUCCCGCCGCCGUCUGUGUCGGCCUCUGCUGCCACCAGCCGUCGCUCGUCUCUCGCCGUCGUCAACGAGGUAAAGGGCAUUGCCGUCACCAACGGCCACGACCGCGGUGGCACCUCGUCGCAGGGGCCCAUCUCCAUCCCCGUGCUCGUCCACUCGCCGUCGCCAGCGCCGUCCACGGAUGCUGCGCCACCGGCGUCUUCCGUAGUCCCGCCAACGACCGCCCCCGCCAAACCACUGUCCUCGUCGAACAAGGCACCGUCCACAGCCAAACCCAAGUCCACCAAACCAGCGAAGGCACGGUCACCAUCGCCGUCGCCACCACCACCCCCCAUCAUCCCGCUCAGCACAAUAAGGUUGGAGAUUCGGCUCGGCGGACCGUCAAAUUACGAGGUGGACAUUUCGCAACAGGCAAAGGACACUGGCCAGCGACCGCCUACACCGCCGCCAGCUCCCAAGAAGGUCGCCGACUCGAGUGAGUCGGAAGAGGAAGAAGACGAUAAAGCAAAGGAUGACAAAUCGAAGCCCAAGAAGAAAAAGAGAAAGAAUCACGCCUCGGAAUACUAUGACACUUCGGACCCCUUCAUCGACGAUUCGGAGCUCGCGCUCGACGAACGACAAUUUUUUGCACAGACGAAGCAGCAAGGUUUCUAUGUGUCAAGUGGUGAAGUUGCCCUCCUUAAGGACAAAACACCAAAGAAGCCGAAAUCUAAGAAAGUUAUUUAUGGCCUUCAUCCAUCUCUCGGGGGCACCGGUAGCGGCACGGAGAAGAAAGGCCAUCCUACAGAAGGCACGCGGGACGCUCCCAUCCCCGUGGAUGAUGAUAACAAGAAGCACAACCUCUCGCUCACGAUCGCGGCCGGGGCCGACCCAGAGCACGCCGGACAGAAACGGAAGCGACAGAACACCAUCGUCGGUGAAAACGGGAAGCGAAAGAAGGUUGUGGAUGAGUCGAUGUUCCAUCCUGAUCUGCAGGCCGCUAUCCAGGAGCUGAAGAAGCUUAUCGCGCAAGAAUCAUGGGUGGUCAAGGGCAAGUUCCCUGCGGGCCUCAAGCCACCUCUUGCCAAGCUCGCUAUCCUCGCUAUUCGACUGGACGAGUAUGAUGAUGAUUUCUUCUCAUUGAUGCCGACGUUGUUCCCAUACAACAAGUUCACAAUGACGAAGCUCAUCAAGCGAACUGUAUACCCCGACCACCUCGCCCUCCUGCACGAGCGAGAAAACACGCUCAUGGCACAGCUGACCGAGCUCGCGCAGAAAGGGUUCGCCAAAGCCGAAGAGGAAUGGGAGAAAGCCGGCGGUACGGGUGAAGGGGCGCCUACGCGCCAUGGCACCGAAGAGAUGGACGUCGAUGGCCCGCCACCUACCCAAGCGGAUGGCGAGCCCAAGGACGGGAAGGACAGCCAUCCUCCCGCAAAGCGGUACCGCCUGACCGACCAGAUGAAGGCGAUCAUUUGGGAGCUCGUCUUGCUCAGCAACGAGUGCUGUCGGUUGGAGAACGAGAAGAACACGUUGGAGGGCUCGGUGAUGCAAAUUAGCGAUCAAGGCGCCAGGAAGAACCUGUACCAGCGAAUCGUUGCCGCUUACCCUGAGGGAUGGAUGUCCUCUGGCCAAAUCUCGCGAGACAUGAGCGCGAUUAAGAAGCGACUCGAACGAGAGGCCAUGGAGCAGGAUAACGACGAUUAA
Molecule: messenger RNA, 1737 nt
Organism: Cyclocybe aegerita
Lineage: Eukaryota; Fungi; Basidiomycota; Agaricomycetes; Agaricales; Hemipholiotaceae
Source: the annotation of a GenBank genome assembly